Oncorhynchus gorbuscha (pink salmon) is the source of this 687-nucleotide messenger RNA. RefSeq names its product immunoglobulin-like domain-containing receptor 2. Gene Ontology annotation, biological process: pancreas development. The transcript is spliced from 4 exons. The annotation marks the transcript as partial. The record is from RefSeq and is a predicted model, not a curated record. Lineage: Eukaryota; Metazoa; Chordata; Actinopteri; Salmoniformes; Salmonidae. Gene Ontology annotation, cellular component: membrane.
GCUAGGAGCGUUACAAUCCCGUUAUACUCGGGUAGAGCGAGGCGCCUCGAAUAGCGGUUUGAGGAAUGAGGCGGAAAAGGCGAGGAGAACAUGUACACAGGACUUCUCUAAACGCAAAUGCUUUGAUAUGGAAGAUGUGUUUGUUGCUGAGAUGGUGGAUUCCUGUACUAUUCCUGACAGAUCUCCCAUCAAGCUCAGCCAUCCAGGUCUCCUCUCGUGAAGACAAGAAGUAUGCCACGCUGUUCCAGUCGGUGGUCCUGCCGUGUCAAUACUCCAGCAUGUCCACCCAGACGCCUGUGGUCCAAUGGUGGUACAAGUCUUACUGCCGCGACCGCACCCGCGACGCCUUCAGCUUCCCGGAGGGCCUGGGGGUAAGGGGCUCCUCGUCCCAUCUAGACUGCUCCGAUUCUAGCCGCACCGUCCGCGUGGUGGCCUCCGUCACCGGAUCCUCCAUCACCCUGGCCGAGCACUACAAGGGCAGAGAUAUUACUAUCAUCAACAAGGCUGACCUGCGUAUCGGGAGCUCCAGUGGGGAGACAGUGGGGUUUACCUGUUCAUCUACCACCCUGCCUCUGACCUACUGUCAGGUUGAUCUCUCCCAGUCAUCUACCACCCUGCCUCUGACCUACUGCCAGGUUGAUCUCUCCCAGUCUGUCAUCUACCACCCUGCCUCUGACCUACUGCCAG